AUGGCGCAGACAUCAGGUAAACCCGUGAUUGUCCAGUGGAUUGUAGACACACGGAAGCUAUGGCCAAGCGCCGAGAAGACAGCGCAGCUCGAGACAGCUGCCGCGAGGGCCCUUGCCCUCCUCACGCAGGAUGAGCGGAAGGCUGUGCUGCGGUACCUAUUCGUCCGCGACGCCAAGAUGUCGCUGGCCUCGCACCUGCUGAAGCACUACGUGGUCAGCAAGUUCUGCGGCGUGCCGUGGUGGGAGACCAAGAUCACGCGCAACGCAAAGACCAAGCCGGUCUACAUCGACACGGCAACGGGCAAAUCGCCGGUUGAGUUCAACGUGACGCACCAGGCGGGGCUCGUCGCUAUGGUGGCGUCCUACGGCUACGAGGACGUCGACGUCGGCGUAGACAUUGUAUGUGUCAACGAGAGGCAGGAUCGCGACCAUGCGGCCAUCGGCAGGGAAGGGUGGGGGUCCUUUGUGGACAUGCACGCGGACGUGUUCGCACCGUCCGAGGCCAACUACCUCAAGUACCAGGUCCUGAGCGCGGUGCCGGGGCUGCCCAAGGGGGCGACGCCGGCGCAGGUGGUGGACUUCAAGCUCAGGUGCUUCUACACGCUGUGGUGCCUAAGGGAGGCGUACGUCAAGAUGACCGGGGAGGCGCUGCUGGCGCCAUGGCUCAAAGUGCUGGAGUUUAGGAACUUCAAGCCCCCGCAGCCCACCGAGUCGUUCGAUGGGUCGAACGCGGACGGGUCCGAUGCGGUCAAGGAACAUGACAUCUGGUUCGAGGGCAAGAAGGUGGACGAUGCGAACGUGUGCCUCAGGUCACUGGGGCCGGAUUACAUGACCUGCACGGCGGUCAGGACGCCGCAGCAGAAGGAAGUGGGGUUGGAUCUGGAUCUCGGACCAUUCGAAUUACUCCCCCUGGAUGAGAUCUUGGAGUUUGCCGAGUCUAGGAUAUAG
Diaporthe amygdali is the source of this 948-nucleotide messenger RNA. Its product is annotated as phosphopantetheinyl transferase. The transcript has 2 exons. Gene Ontology annotation, molecular function: magnesium ion binding; holo-[acyl-carrier-protein] synthase activity. The record is from RefSeq and is a predicted model, not a curated record. Gene Ontology annotation, cellular component: cytosol. The coding region runs from base 1 to 948 and encodes 315 amino acids. Lineage: Eukaryota; Fungi; Ascomycota; Sordariomycetes; Diaporthales; Diaporthaceae.